AUGCAUCGCAGCAGAGGCGGCGUCAAUGACAUCAGAAGUCGCGGUGGCUCUGCGCGUGGUAGUGGACGGAGUGGUGGGCGUGCAUGGUUGCCCCAAUAUUGUCAGGGGCACAUGCCAUCAUCAUCAUUGCUGCAACUAUCAAGACCGUCGCAGCCAGGCGCAGCGAGUGUCGAUGAGAACCCUCAGGAAAUGCUCGAUCCUGCGCUAACGGUGUCAAGGCAAGGGGAAGCUGGCACCCAAUGUUUUUGCGCGCAUCAUCAACAUCCGAGGCAGUUUCAUUAUCAACAAAACCACAGAGUGCAGGUGAUUCCCAUAACCUCCGUGCACGAUGGGACAAAUGAAAUUUCAAGGGUGCAUACUGGGCUUGGUGUUGCUGAUUCUGUUCAUUUAAAGCGUCACGAAGUUAGCAGCAGUGGCGCCUAUGAGGCAUCCAUGGGUGAGCAUCCCCAUAAUACUUCUCCGAUGGAAAGGAAUGUGAUGUUCCCCCCACCACUUUGGUCUGGCCCCCGUAGUAGUCUACAUGGUUGGAGUCAUUUUACAAGAGGUAGGUCAACACUGCCGCAGCAGUCGCGGCAGUCACUGCAGUCAUCGGCUCCGGCACGUUUUUCUGGGGGGCGAGGAGCUAGAGUUCUUCACAGUGGUCAACGUACUCGCAAACCCAAAGAUGGGAUCCGUCAAAAGGCUUGUAGUCAAUCCCUUGGUGGUUUGGAAAGAGCUGGUGGCACCCGAACUGUAGCUUUGGAUUGCAGAGUUACCAAUCUGCGAAGGCGGCAGCAAACUGAGCAAGGUACAUCUUCGUUGCGGCAGAGGGGAGGGAGUUCUCCAAAGGUGGAGUUGUACUCUCAUCAGUCACCUGUUUAUGAGUUAGGCGAAAGCCGUUUUUCAACUCCAUUGUGUCUUGAAACGAGCGAAACGGCAAACCCAGCAGCUUCGCAGCCAUACAGAAUCACUCACAGGCAUCUGUGUUUUUCUAAUUAUUGUCAACAUUAUACUCCAGCUUCGAGCGAGGCUAGCGUUUCACCGGACAAAGUUGGUGCAACGCUGAUUGUAACGGAAAACAGUGGAUCGAAGGAUACAACAACUGUAGAAACGGCGGUGUGGGAGCAGCGGCAGCAAGGACAAGGACAAUAUGAGCAACGAGAAAGUGAAAAGGGUUCUAUAGAUGAUCUGGAUUCUACUUCCUUACCACCUGCUAGGUGUGCUCAGGUACCCUCUUCAGAUAAAAGCCCUUUAGUGCACUCGCCAGUGUCACUCUCAUCAAAGCAGUUGCAGCGACAACCUCAUCAAGCAGACACUGAUAGGAAUGACACGGGGCCAAACUAUCUUCUUCCUCCACGACCAGAAUGUUAUUCUGGCUGCAUCACCUGUUGUCUAGACCUUGAUAACACUCUGGUGUAUACAUUUCAGUGGCCUCCAUCGUGGUGGGACCCGGAGAACAAUCCACUUCAUCUUGAGAUUGAGAUUGACUCAUCCUCGGCUAGAGUGAAAGGGUCGAAUUUUGAUAGGAAAAUUUCUGACGAUUACCGCAAUGUUACGUCGCCCUCUUUUUUGUCUUCACAAAGCUUAGAUUUGGACAGUGGCAUGGAUGUAACGGAGCCUCCAUCACGAGAUCAAGUGUGUCCAGGUAUUUCUGAUUGCCAUUAUGUCUGUAUUCGACCACAUGCGCUCGAAUUUGUUCAAUUUUGUCUGGCGAAGUUCGAGGUGGUCUUCUUCACGAGCGGCACAGAGGAAUACGCACGACCAAUCUUUGACUAUUUGGAGCCGAAGCGAGUCGCUCACCGUCUGUACCGUCACCACUGCACAGAGUAUAGGGAGGGAAUGUACAGGAAGGACCUGUCGCUGCUAGGGCGCCCACUUGAUAGUGUUAUUCUCUUUGACGACCGUGGGCCUGACGCAAGCUUUCAGCCAAGAAAUGUGCUGUUUUGUGAACCCUUUAUUCUUGAAGAGGUGAAUGACGCGUAUGGCCUUUCUACAAAGGACGAUGAACUGUGUGGAUACAUGGAGUUUCUCGAGAUGCUGACAAACCUACAGAGGGAAGUGAUGCUUCAGGCUAUAGCGGCCUACCAGGAGGAGGUGAUGAAGGUAACAUUGGUGUUAUUGACGGACGAAGUGCAGACACUGGAGGAGACAAGUGGGGUCGGCGCUGAUGUAGGAUGGAAAGAGAGCUCAUAA
Messenger RNA from Trypanosoma rangeli, 2172 nucleotides. RefSeq names its product Dullard-like phosphatase domain-containing protein. Gene Ontology annotation, molecular function: phosphoprotein phosphatase activity. The record is from RefSeq and is a predicted model, not a curated record. The transcript has a single exon. The coding region runs from base 1 to 2172 and encodes 723 amino acids. Lineage: Eukaryota; Euglenozoa; Kinetoplastea; Trypanosomatida; Trypanosomatidae.